UUUGAUUGGUUGUUUAUUUUGUCUUGGCGUCAAAUUCGGAUGCUCGUCUGCCGGUACGGUGGAAACGCUCCACAGAAUCUCGCAAAAACCAACUAAAAUGGAUUCCAAAAGUACUUUAUCGAAGCAAGACUUCAUGCUGGAGAAACUCGCCCGAUGGAAAGUAGAGAAGGCUCGAAAGAAGCAAUACGCAGACAAUGGGAAGAUGUCCCAGUGUGGCACGAAAUCCAUGACAAGACGACCACUGAAGGAACCAAGGGCGGUCAACCACAUACGCACUGCCAGAGCAGAGAAGACGUCUUCAAACAAAAGGUCAAGUUUACAAACCACUAGUUCCAAAUCCAGCACUGGAAGAAUGAAGAGCAAGAAGGAUGAAAGACGUCAGUCUAACUUGACAGAGAAAUCACCAGUUAAAGAAAUUACCAUGAGGGAAAAGCUUGAAUUGUGGAAGGCACAGAAGCAGGAGAAAAACAAGAAGACUCCAUCACAGACCUCACAUUCAUCAAUGAAGAAAGAAGGCUCAACUAGACACCUGGCCCACGUCACACCCUCAGCAAAGACACCACUACCCCCUUGGACCCCCAGCUGCAAAGGGCUCACAGACGCAGAAGAAACGAGAGUGGGUGAUACUCCCAAGAAACACCUCUUCAAAACUCCAACAUCCGUCAAGGGUAAACCCCUCCAGUCUGCCAUCUCAAGCAGGCAUCAGUCGACCGCAGGCAUCAGUGAAGAAGGCGGGAGCAAAAAUCACUCCCUUGCCACAAAACCACAUCCCACAGACAUAAACGAGAACCGUCUGCACAUCACAAGGAGCAGCCCUACUCUAGAUGAGCCGCCCAGAAAGCGCAAGGCCGUGACUUUCCUCAGCACAGCGACGCCCGUGAGAUGCAGCCCACGCUUGCAGAAGAACAAGGAAUCAACAGGAUUGGUAGGGCGUGGUCAGCCUGAUGCACCCGCCACACCCAAACAGCCAUGGCAGGACAAGAAAUUAGAUAUGCAACAGCGCCUCGAGCAAUGGCUAGCUAGCAAGAGCAAGACUCCAUCCAGAUACAGCAACCUUCUCAACUUCAAAAAGACACCUGCUGAUCGCAUCAGACGUAGCGUAAUGACCCCCCGGCAUGCCAAGCCUACCAAAGUCCCGCCCCCGGUCUGGCACCUCGACUCGGAGCCAUCCAGUUCCCUUGAUAGCAGCACUAGUCAGGAGGAGGACGAAUUGAGGUCGGCUUUGAAUUGUACAAUGGAUGAGUGCUUCUUGCUGCUUCAGUCGGGUUGUCCAACAGAACAUGUGUCCGAAUGGCUGGACAAUUUGGUUGACAGAGUUCCAGCGAUGUGUCAGUGUGCUAAGUACUGGCUCUGCAGAGUCUCCAUCGCGCAGGAGGAAGGACUAAAUGCAAAUGAGAUCAUCCAUAUUUAUGAGGAGGCGGUACGAGAAUGUGCACAGCCAAUUCAAGAAGUCAAGGACUCCCUCCAACAGUACGUGACCACACUGAUACACAAACAACCAUCAGCUGAAGAAGCACCCAUCACCUCCCCAGAUGCACACACUGUGACAGACCCGGCACCAGAGACCCCGACACCCAGGGGUAGCCGGUACCCUGCGGCCAUGGAUCAACUGCUCCAGUCCUCCGUGCUGAGAUAUUGCUUGACGGAAUCUACACCUUAUUUUGACAGAAUCAGGGCAGCCAUUGGCCAUCAACCCCCAGCCCCAACAACCCCUGGCCUGAAGCUUGUGACGCCAGUCCGUCGAUCCACUCGUCUGGAGGGCCGACGCUCUAUCCUCCCCUUCAAUCUCCAGGACCACGACGUCUGCCUAGCCUCCCUGGGGGAUCUACCCUUGACUGGGCCCCAGGAGUUCAUCCUGAGAACUAACCGGGCCCUGGAGGGCGAAUUCCUGGAGGAAACUGACGAAAGGCUGGACGUAGGGUAAGAAACAAUGGAAUGGGAACCUUGCAAAUAAAUUGGGUUGCACACAAGUACACAAGCCAACUAGAGGUUGUGUAUAUUAAUAGCUUCUUUCAAAAUGAGAAUAGGCUCCUUCAACAUUUCUGUUCGACAACUGGAUGUCAAGUUAAAUAUAUACUGCAUUUUUUUAUAAGAAAUGUAGAAGUUUCUUUACUUUUACACUGUAUAUCAACAUGCCAAUAUUUGAAACAUUUUGAAUAAAACAAUAAUUUUUUUAAUGUAAAUAUUUCUUCCGAUCGAUUUAUAAAACAUUAUACUUCCACUUUUAACAAAAAUCUUAAAGCUGCUUCAACGACUUCAUUUCUGAAAAUGUUUAUUUUGUACAAUAUGAAUUUUUUUUAAUUUCUAUACUUUUCAAUCAAUUCAUGUAGUUCAAACAAUUUUUGAAAAUUAUUGCAAACUGAUUAGUUUUCUUUGUUUUAUUUUAUAUAAUUCUUUAUUGCUUGCUUUUACACACAUCACUUGUAAAUUAUGAGGCAUGUUAAAGAAGUACAGUAAAAAAGACUUAAAACUCUAAUGCUUACUUUAUGCAAGUAAUGAAAAUGAAAAAGUACAUGUAUCAAUUGAAAUACUUAUCAAAAUAAUGCAAAGAUCAAUUGUUGAACACCAUAACAAUGGGACCACAGCAUCCCACAUUGAAGAUUCCUGUCUUCACCUGAUAACUGAACUUUUAUGCAAUGUAAAGACUUGUGUUUUCUUCCAUUUCAAAUGAUAUUCCAGAAACAUUGAUAAUAGGUGAACCUACAUAUGCUGUGUAUUAAAAUAAUACUCACCCUAUAUUUUUAGUUUAAUUUCAUGUAAUUAUUUCAGUUGUCAUCAAACAUGGGUAAUUUACCAAACCUCUUUUUGAAUGGUUCUGGAUAGUUUAGCAUUUGUUGAAAUGUGAUCAGUCCUCAAAGUAAACAGGGCA
Patiria miniata (bat star) is the source of this 2869-nucleotide messenger RNA. Its product is annotated as cytoskeleton-associated protein 2-like. The transcript is spliced from 8 exons. Gene Ontology annotation, cellular component: mitotic spindle; centrosome; cytosol. NCBI's taxonomy places the organism in Eukaryota, Metazoa, Echinodermata, Asteroidea, Valvatida, Asterinidae. The record is from RefSeq and is a predicted model, not a curated record. The coding region runs from base 98 to 1924 and encodes 608 amino acids.